UGCCGUGGGAUGGUUGUGUUUUGUCCGGUUAUUAUUGAAAAAUAGAUAUAUCUUUAUAUUAAUAUUUUGUGACGGUUGUUUUUUGCAAUUAUGUUGUUUUUAUUGUAACACUAUAGCAUGAUGUGAGACAUCUUUUACUGUGUGUAAUGACCAUCUUAUGUGGAAAAAAAUGCAUUUUAAAUUCACAUUUUUAAAUGACUUAUCAAAGGUGUUUUUAAGGUUACUGUUAGUAUCAAAAAUUAGUGAAUGAAAUUAAGGUUUGAAUAUGAGUAAUGAAACAGUUGAGAUUUUGCGACAAGAGCGCGAUCUUCUGAAACAAGAAUUAGAAAGGAUUAAUUGUGAAUUUGAGCAGACAACACAUGAAAAAAAUUUGUCUGCUCAGUACGGACUUGUGUUGCUAGAUGAGAAACGAGCUCUACAACAACGUUGUGAAGAUUUGGAAGCUUGCUAUGAUAGCGUGAAAGCGGAAUUAGAUUUGUUGCGUGAAGCCUUGGCAAAGUAUCAAACAAGUCAAAAGGAAACUGCAACUAGUGGUAUUGAACAAGAGGAAAGCUUACUUCUGGAGACAGCUAGUAAGGAGGCAUCGUUUACUUCUGCUGUGCAAGAAUUAGAAAAAGAACUAAAGCAGGUUACUGUUAGUAUCAAAAAUUAG
Molecule: messenger RNA, 652 nt
Organism: Uloborus diversus
Lineage: Eukaryota; Metazoa; Arthropoda; Arachnida; Araneae; Uloboridae
Product: protein bicaudal D-like
Exons: 3
Coding region: 266-652 (128 amino acids)
Biological process (GO): regulation of microtubule cytoskeleton organization; microtubule anchoring at microtubule organizing center; protein localization to organelle
Cellular component (GO): Golgi apparatus; cytosol
Molecular function (GO): dynein complex binding; cytoskeletal adaptor activity; dynactin binding
Source: RefSeq, a predicted model, not a curated record